Ilex paraguariensis (yerba mate) is the source of this 279-nucleotide messenger RNA. NCBI's taxonomy places the organism in Eukaryota, Viridiplantae, Streptophyta, Magnoliopsida, Aquifoliales, Aquifoliaceae. The record is from the annotation of a GenBank genome assembly.
AUGAGGGUACUUCAUACAUAUCAAUGGAACACUAGCUCAGACCUUGCUGGAGAGAUGGCUGCUUUAGCUUCCUCAUCCAUUGUUUUUGAGGAUAACAAGGCUUACUCCCAAAAACUUGUACAUGGUGCCAGAACCCUCUUCAAGUUUUCCAGGGAUCAGCAAGGCAGAUAUAGUGCUGGUGGUGCCGAUGCUUCUAUUUUCUAUAAUUCCACUAAUUACUAUGAUGAGUAUGUGUGGGGUGCAGCUUGGUUGUACUAUGCUACUGGAAAUUCUUCAUAA